GAUGCGGCUGCUGCAAUGUCCGCUCUCCGGCAGCAACUCUCGUCCCCGCAUCUCGAUGUGCGCGUGCACGCGGCCACUGCCCUCUGCAGCAUCGUCUACUCACGAGAGGUGCGUGUGGAGGGCGUCAACAUGACCUCUCUGCUCGGCGUCAUGGCCGACGGACUCAACGGCGGCAAUGCAGCCAUCCAACUCCAGGCCGCCACGGCAGUUCGCAAGCUGCUCGCCAUCGAAGGAGUGCUGCCCAUCCAGGAGGCCAUUGAUGCGGGUGUCAUUCAACCACUCGUGGGGUUGCUCAGUGACUCGAGCAUGCCGAAGCUGCAGUGUGAAGCAACGUGGGCGCUGACCAACAUCGCUGGGGGCACAUCGGAGCAGACGCAGGCCGUCGUCGAUGCGGGCGGCAUCCCGCCCCUCAUUCAGCUGCUGUCGUCACCUGACGAUGAUGUGCGCGACCAGGCCGUGUGAGGACUGGGCAACAUCGCCGGCGAUGGGUCAGUUUCCCGUGACCUGGUGCUGGAGACGGG
This is a messenger RNA of Vitrella brassicaformis, 521 nucleotides long. The record is from the annotation of a GenBank genome assembly. Lineage: Eukaryota; Vitrellaceae.